AUGGCAUUCAACGGUACCUGGAAAUCUGAUAGAAAUGAGAACUAUGAUAAGUUUAUGGAACAGAUGGGGGUAAAUGUUGUGAAAAGAAAGCUUGCAAACCAUGAUAACCUGAAGCUGAUAAUUCUGCAAAAUGGGAAUAAGUUCACUGUCAAAGAGUCCAGUACCUUCCGAACAAAAGAUAUUGAGUUCACACUGGGGGUAGUAUUCGACUACUCCCUGGCAGAUGGAACAGAAUUGACUGGUUCAUGGACCUGUGAGGGGGACAAGCUUGUUGGAAAGUUCACCAGAAAGGACAAUAGCAAGGAACUCCUGACGACAAGGGAAAUUGUUGGUGGUGAACUUGUUCAGGUUUACUCGUACGAAGGAAUUGAUGCCAAGAGAAUCUUCAAAAAGGAAUAG
Messenger RNA from Carcharodon carcharias (great white shark), 399 nucleotides. It is a transcript of the gene fabp2, whose product is annotated as fatty acid binding protein 2, intestinal. Gene Ontology annotation, cellular component: nucleus; cytosol. Gene Ontology annotation, molecular function: fatty acid binding. The transcript is spliced from 4 exons. The record is from RefSeq and is a predicted model, not a curated record. The coding region runs from base 1 to 399 and encodes 132 amino acids. Gene Ontology annotation, biological process: fatty acid transport. NCBI's taxonomy places the organism in Eukaryota, Metazoa, Chordata, Chondrichthyes, Lamniformes, Lamnidae.